This is a messenger RNA of Epinephelus lanceolatus (giant grouper), 2610 nucleotides long. RefSeq names its product tripartite motif-containing protein 16-like. NCBI's taxonomy places the organism in Eukaryota, Metazoa, Chordata, Actinopteri, Perciformes, Serranidae. The record is from RefSeq and is a predicted model, not a curated record. Gene Ontology annotation, molecular function: zinc ion binding; protein binding.
CUGAGAGGUGAAAUGGCGCAGAAAGGAGUGCAGCUGGACCGGGAAGCUUUCUCUUGUUCGAUCUGUCUGGAUCUGCUGAAGGAUCCUGUGGCUAUUCCCUGUGGACACAGCUACUGCAUGAACUGUAUUAAAUGUUUCUGGGAUGAAGAGGAUGAGAAGAAAAUCCACAGCUGCCCUCAGUGCCGACAGACUUUCAGCCCGAGGCCUGUACUGGUGAAAAACACAAUGUUAGCAUUUUUAGUGGAGGAACUGAAGAAGACUGGACUCCAGGCUGCUCCUGUUUAUCACCGCUACGCUGGACCUGAAGAUGUGGCCUGUGAUGUCUGUACUGGGAGAAAACUGAAAGCCCUCAAGUCCUGUCUGGUGUGUCUGAUCUCUUACUGUGAGAAACAUCUCCAGCCUCAUCAUGAAUCCUCUGCCUUUGAAAAACACAAGCUGGUGGAGCCCUCCAGGAAGCUCUGGGAGAACAUCUGCACUCGUCAUGAUGAGGUGAUGAAGAUGUUCUGCCGUACUGAUCAGCAGUGUAUUUGUUAUCUCUGCUCUGUGGAUGAACAUAAAGGCCACGACAUAGUCUCAGCUGCAGCAGAAAGGACUGAGAGGCAGAGAGAGCUGGAGGUGAGUCGACAAAACAUCCAGCAGAGAAUCCAGGACAGAGAGAAAGAAGUGAAGGUGCUUCAACAGGAGGUGGAGGCUAUCAAUCGCUCUGCUGAUAAAGCAGUGGAGGACAGUGAGAGGAUGUUCACUGAGCUGAUCCAACUCAUCAAGAAAAGAAUCUCAGAUGUGAAGCAGCAGGUCAGAUCUCAGGAGGAAUCUGAAGUGAGUCGAGUCAAAGAGCUUCAGGAGAAGGUGGCGCAGGAAAUCACUGAGCUGAAGAGGAAAGAUGCUGAGCUGAAGGAGCUCUCACACACAGAGGAUCACAAACAGUUUCUACACAGCUACCUCUCACAGUCACAACUCGUUGAGUCUACAGACUCAUCCAGCAUCAAUAUCCGUCCUCUGUGGUACUUUGGGGAUGUGACAGCGGCUGUGUCAGAGGUCACAGAUAAAAUACAGGACGUUCUGAGAGAGAAGUGGACAGACAUUUUACAGACAGUGACUGAAGUGGAUGUUUUACUGUCGAAUUCUCAAUCAGAGCCAAAGACCAGAGUUGGGUUCUUAAAAUAUUCACAUGAAAUCACACUGGAUCCAAACACAGCAAACCCAAAGUUGUUAUUAUCUGAGGGGAACAGAAAAGCAACAUUAAUAAGCAAAAAACAGCCUUAUUCUUCUCACCCAGACAGAUUCAUUAGUUUGUGGCAGGUCCUCAGCAGAGAGAGUCUGACUGGACGUUGUUACUGGGAGGUGGAGUGGAGAGGUGAAGACGUUUUUGUAGCAGUUGCCUACAAGAACAUCAGCAGAACAGGGGGUGAAGGUGGAUUUGGAUUCAAUAACAAAUCUUGGGCAUUACGUUGUGACAAAAACGAUUUCACUUUUAUUUACGAUGGUGUCAAAACUCCCAUCUCAGCUCCUCAGUCCUCUAGAGUAGGAGUGUACCUGGAUCACAGUGCAGGUAUUCUGUCCUUCUACAGUAUCUCUGACACCAUGACUCUCCUCCACAGAGUCCAGACCACAUUCACUCAGCCUCUCUAUGCUGGACUUCGGCCUUACUCCUACGAAACCACUGCUGAGUUCUGUAAACUCAAAUAGGUAGAUGUCACUGUAUUACCCUGUUUAUAGCUUGGAGUUGAUUGCUAUGGCAUUUUUUCACUGCACAGAGAUCAGCUGUCAAUCAACCAUCACACAAUCACGAACAAAUUCUGCUACAGAGCUCAAUGGCUAAAAAAGAUCUUACUGAUAUUACAAGUAAGUUUCGAUCUCACUCCCUCUUGAGUCUAGUUGUUUGUUUGCUUUCCUCACUUCCUGAGCUGAAAACCAAACCGAGCGAUUUUAUUCACUGAAGGGCUUUUACACCUCCGACCCAGAUUUUAUAUGCUGAAUCAUACCGGAAAAGCCAAUAAGGCCCAACUAGUGCCAACUAGUGGGGGACACACUGCAAAAACUAGGGUGACAGAUGCUCACGACGGCCUGACAUUGACAGCUGACAGUCGGCUUAAUGUGUCUGGGCUCUUAAUGUUUGAGUUUCUUUAAGUGGCGCUGCUUUCUAUGUCUGUUUGGCAAUGGAGGCUAUCACUGCUCAUGAUGAUGUUUGUUUACCUGUACUCUAAAUGUUUGUUGAAUAUUUGUGUUAUUGUAUUUGUAUGUUGUUUCUUUUCCACUGCAUCAGUCUGAAGACAAAAAGCACCAGACCCUCCAUUAUUGUCGAUAUUUUGUUCUCUUUUUGUACAUUUUUAAAGAAAUCUAUAAUCACAUUUACAUUUAUUUGCCUGGCAGACCAAAUGUUGUUGUUAUUAUUAUUAUUAUUAUUAUUAUAAAACAGUAAUUAUUAUGAUCACGAUCAAUAAGCAGAUUAUUUUUUUAUACAUCAUUGAGAUUCUGGUCAAACAAACUGAUUGUGUGGAUGAAAUGAAACUGAACAUAAAUCACCAAAGAAGAAUCAUUUACUAGACUUUACUGAUGGGAUGUGUGAACUAACUGAGUGUUUACAUGAUGAAUAAACAAACAUGAGCGAAG